Molecule: messenger RNA, 942 nt
Organism: Esox lucius (northern pike)
Lineage: Eukaryota; Metazoa; Chordata; Actinopteri; Esociformes; Esocidae
Product: snaclec coagulation factor X-activating enzyme light chain 1-like
Exons: 6
Coding region: 77-526 (149 amino acids)
Source: RefSeq, a predicted model, not a curated record
GGAACUGUCAGAAGACAUCAGCUUCUCUUUCUUGACUGUGUGAAGCCACCAGAUCACCACCGUUCUCCACAUCAUCAUGGGAGUCAUGACUGUGUCUGUUUUCUGCAUCCUCAUCUUCCUGGUGACUGGGGGUUCUGCAAUUCCAGGCCAGAAUUAUUGUAAAUCUGGGUUUUCUCAACCAAACCCUUACUCACAGAUUUGCUACCUUGCGGUCUCAGAGUUAAAAUCUUGGGCUAGCGCACAGGAGCUGUGUCGUCAAAAAGGUGGAAAACUAGCUUUUAUUGAGAACAACGAUCAGUUAAAAUAUGCUUAUGACAUGAUACCAAGCGGAUAUUUCUGGGUUGACGGAGACCAUGAGUCCAGAUUUAUCCAGGAGAACUGGAUGAAGGGUUAUCAGCCAGAUGGGAUACACACCAACUGUUUGGUAUUGGGUAAAUACUCUGCGGUAAAAGGCUUUAGGCAAGCUAGUUGUUCAGAAAAAGACAACACUGCCAACGUUCUCUGCCAGGCGGAUGUUAUCUACUGAAGAGUCCACUCGGAGAAUGCAAAGGGAUCUUGUUUUUGUUCUAUCACACGCACACUUUUACUUUAAGUAAAAAUGUAUGCAAUGGCUACCUACAUAAUUUUUUCAGUUGUGACUUUUUUACGUUUUCUUUUUUCACAAUGGAAGUCCCUGUAAAAUAUAAUGCAUGACCGAAUGUUUUUUUUUUUAAUAUAUUUUAAUAUUUUUACACUAUGAAGUACACACUGAAAUUGUGAACAUUAUGAUAAUUCCCAGUUUGAGUAAAAGCAGUUUGACAAAGAUGCAUGGAAUGUUGGGGGUUUAUUAGCCAUAUAGUGAUGAUUUAAAAAAAUACUAUUACAAAGCAUGCAUGUUUGCUUUUUAGACACAUUACCAAUAUUGUGGUACCAGUAAAUUGUUAUUUGGAAUAUUUAAAUAGU